CCCAGGGGACAUGAGACGGGGGGUGUUAAUGAAAAAGGAGGACUCUAAGGCGUCACUCGUGUCGCACGGCAGCAGCCCCUUUUUUAUAAUUUCAACAUUCUUUACCCAUCGCUCCGACGAUCACUCGCCUUCAAGAGAUGGAGACCUGAGCCACACCUCGCGAUCCAAUCUCAGAAGAACUCAAGUUAGAACGAUUAGGAAUAAAGUAAAUAAAGAGGCGCGGGCUCCGAUGCCUCUCCCCCUGGAGAUGAGCAGCGACUUUGCCAGGGGACCGGGGAACAGCAACAGCAGCAGCAGCAGCAGCAGUUCAGUUUGGCAGAGGUACGUCGACAUCACCUUCCUCGUGGCCAACUGCGUGAUCCUCUUGGGCACCUCCAUGGUGGGCAUCGGGGCCAACGUCUUCGUGACAUGGGCGGUCUACCACCAGAAGUCCCUGCGGACGUGGAACAACGCGCUGCUGGUCAACCUGGCCGUGAUCGACUUCCUGCGCUGCGCCGUGGACUGCCCCGUCAUCCUGGUCAUCGUGCUGACCGUCCACCUGCGGGGCCAGGCGGACGCCGUCAUCUGCGACCUGCAGAUGGCCUCCUUCUCCUUCAGCUGCUGCAUCCAGCUGGUGACCCUGGCCUGCAUCAGCGCCGAGCGAUAUCAGGCCAUCGCGCACCCCUUCAAGAUCACCGAGCGCAAGCGACGGAUUAUCUUCUUCAUCCCCCUGACGUGGACCUUUGCCAUCGUGGUGGCGGCCGUGUGCGUGACCUUUGUGAGGGACUCGCCGGUGUAUGUCAAAUGCCACGGGUCGAGGCUCAAGUCCGUGUACAAGGACACCUUCGGCCUGUACAUACUGAUCCCCCUGUGGACCGCCUGCUUCGCUCUGAUCAUCGGCUUCUACUCCAGCAUCUUCGCCAUCGUGACGGCGCACAGUCGCAAGAUCUACGACAAGGGGGUGAACCCCGCUCCGAAGCAGGAGAAGAAAGAGGAGGAGAAAAGAGCUGAGAUUGAGAAAAAAGAGGAGAAAAAAGUGGAGGAAAUGCCAGCGAGUCAGACGGACGGGAAGCAAAUGACUGUGGAGAGCGUUCCUCGGGUGGAAAAGGUCGAGCAUAGUAAAUCAAAGGUAUCUAUUAUGGAGCCUACAGGUGCUCCCCAGAAGCCCACAGAGACUGUGAGUGUGUCACCGGUUCCCAGUCAUAAUGAGAAAGUUGCUGUGCCUACAAAGGAACCGGACAAACCACCUGAUGAAAAGCCCCUAAAACAGCCCACGCCGGCCCCUAAGGACGCCAAGGGCGACAGCGGUGGCUGCAAAACCCCGACCAAAGGCCGAGUCGCGGAAGCGGGGUCCUCCGAGACGGAGAAAAAGACCCCCCUCGUUGCAAAUCCUGUCAUUCAAGUCAAGGAGCAGCGGUCCAACAGGGAGACGGAGGGCCACCCAGGAGCUGGCAAAGGGCCAGGCGAAAAGGGGCAAGACAAAAUACAAACGCAAGAGUCCAAAUCUCCAGCACGGGUGCCUGUUGCUCCCAAGGGGCCGACGCUGCCCGGUAAGGGGCCCGGGGGACCAGAGGAACCCGCGGUGCUGCCCCUGCUGAUAGACCUGGAGCAGGGGAAGGUCAACGACGAGGUGGUGGCCUCGGUCGUGGGUCUCCCGGCGGUCAAUGACCAGGUCGUGGGUCUCCCGGCGGUCAAUGACCAGGUCGUGGGUCUCCCCACGGUUAACGACGAGGUGGUGCCCAUGGUGGUGGGUCUCCCCGCAGGCGACACCGUCGACAACCAGGACCUGUGCAUGGUUUCUAUAGUCAGACGCCCCGCCCCCGCGACGACCACGGCGGCAGCGGCGGAUGAGGCGAUGACCGGCGCGGUCUGCAUGAUGCCGUCCAAGGCCACUGGCAACAAGAAGAAGGAGAGCAAGCUGGCCAAGCGCUCGGGCUACAUCAUCCUCACCUUCCUCCUGUUCUGGCUGCCCCUGAUCACCACCAUCCUGGUGAACGUGCUGGUGUUCCAGCGCAACGACGCCCAGAUGGAAAUCAUCCAAGACGUGGAAAUCCUUUUCAUCUCGAUUGCCUGCAUGACAUCGCUCACCGACCCCAUCAUUUACGCUGCCGUGAACCCCCAGUUCAGAACAGAGUUUUAUAGGAUGCGGAAUAAACUGAAAGCCCAGUGGAAGAAGAGAUGACACAGAGACUCGAGGAAUAAAACACU
Molecule: messenger RNA, 2187 nt
Organism: Gadus macrocephalus (Pacific cod)
Lineage: Eukaryota; Metazoa; Chordata; Actinopteri; Gadiformes; Gadidae
Exons: 2
Coding region: 11-2161 (716 amino acids)
Biological process (GO): G protein-coupled receptor signaling pathway
Cellular component (GO): membrane
Molecular function (GO): G protein-coupled receptor activity
Source: RefSeq, a predicted model, not a curated record